UCGGGAGGCGAGGCGGGGGGAGGAGGCUUGGGCCUGCGGGCAGCCGGGGGGCGGCGUGGACCCGCGGGAGGGAGCCGAAGCCCCGGUGGGGCGCGGGUGCGGGCGGCGGCGCGAGCGGGGUGGGCGAGCUGCGCGCUCUUUCCCAUGGCCGGGAGCGGGCCGCGGCGGCGGCGGCGCUCAUAGACCCGAGGCGGGACGGGAGAGCCUGGGCGGGGGCCCGGGGCCGAGGGGAAGAUGAGCGUCCUAGAGCAGAAGGAGCAGCAGGAGAGGCUGCGGGAGGCCGCGGCCUUGGGGGACAUUCGGGAGGUGCAGAAACUGGUGGAGAGCGGGGUGGAUGUGAACUCCCAAAAUGAGGUCAACGGCUGAGCACUGCUCAACUCUAGCUUCUGAUGGUGUGAGGGAUGGAACCUGGGACCUCAGGACCUGUUUACACUGGGCAUGUAAACGAAAUCAUGGCCAGGUGGUUUCUUAUUUGUUAAAAUCAGGAGCAGAUAAAGACAUUCUUACUACAAAAGGAGAAAUGCCAGUUCAGUUAACAUCAAGGAGAGAAAUCAGAAAGAUUAUGGGAGUGGAAGAAGAUGAUGAUGAUGACAACCUCCCCCAACUGAAGAAGGAGUCAGAACUGCCCUUUGUUCCCAACUAUUUGGCCAACCCAGCCUUUCCUUUUCUCUACACCCCUGCAACAGAGGAUUCAGCCCAGCUGCAGAAUGGAGGCCCCUCCACACGUCCUGCAUCACCCCCUGCAGACGACUCACCUCCAUUGCUCCCUGCUGGGGAACCUCCUCUGUUAGGAGCUUUUUCACGGGACCACACUUCUUUGACCCUGGUUCAGAAUGGGGAUGUAAAUCCCCCCUCUGCCAUACUCAGAACGCCAGAAAGCACAAAACCAGGUCCUGUUUGUCAGCCACCAGUAAGUCAGAAUCGUUCGCUGUUCUCUUCUGCCCCAUCCAAGCCACCAGUGUCUCUGGAGCCUCAGAAUGGAACAUAUGCAGGAACAACGCCAGCAUUCCAGCCAUUUUUCUUCACUGGAGCGUUUCCAUUUAAUAUGCAAGAGCUGGUGCUCAAGGUAAGAAUUCAGAACCCAUCUCUUCGAGAAAAUGAUUUCAUUGAAAUUGAAUUGGACCGACAGGAGCUCACCUACCAAGAAUUGCUCAGAGUGAGUUGUUGUGAGCUGGGUGUUAAUCCUGAUCAAGUGGAGAAGAUAAGAAAGCUGCCCAAUACUCUAGUAAGAAAGGACAAAGAUGUUGCUCGACUGCAAGAUUUCCAAGAGCUGGAACUGGUUCUAAUGAUAAGUGAAAAUAAUUUUCUGUUCCGAAAUGCUGCAUCUGCACUGACUGAAAGGCCAUGUUACAACAGGAGAGCUUCAAAACUGACUUACUAAAGCAUCAGGGGCUUCUGUCACUGAGUAUUGUGACAUUGUGCAUCACCCCCGGGCCGUGGACAAGCCAUUGAUCUAAAUGCCUUGGAUGCCCCAGUGUGGGGGAGGGGGCUGCUGCCACUGCAUAGUAAAUACUAAUAUUUUGCCGAGGUAGGAAGCCCCUGACCCCCAAGCAGUGGUGCCACUCUUCCAAGCCUCUUGGUGCACAAUAAACCUAUUGCUUGAAGCUGUGGAUAGCUGAGAAGUGGUCUGGAGAGGCAGAAGCUCACAGUUCUUGAUCCAGUGUGUUUUAUGUGCAGAAUGUAAGAGAGUUGUCUAAGCAGAAGCUGAGAGAGCAGAGCCUAUUUCUAACCACUCCUGUUGACAGUGCACCUGAAGGGCUGGGAUGUGAUUUCCUUGGUGUUGCAUGCUCAUAACUCUCCUGAAAUGUGUCCUGACUAGAGAGGAAAAUUGUGGAAAGCACAGGUAUUGAACAAAUAACUUUUAUGACUUAUGGCUGUGAGGUUUCAUAGAACAUAUUUAUAAAUGUUAACUCAGGUUAAAAGUAUUUAAGAAUACAGUUACCUAAUUGUAAAUACGCUGUUAACCAAAAGCUCCCCUCCCCACCCCAUUUUCCCUUUGUAAACACUCAUGACUGCUCCUCUGUCUCUUGUCUGCCAUCGCCUUGACAGCCACCUCUGCGUUCACUCCCCUUUGUGGUCACUAGGGGGCUCUCUGAUGCUUUCUAAGAGAGCAAGCACUUUUUUUUUUUUUUAAUUGAAGCUACUCCUUUCAUCUAUAUGUUAAUUGCGUCUUAAGAAAAGAGCACAAACAUUGCUGGUCCAUGUUCUCCACUUCCAUUUCCCAUCAGAAACACAAAACAAUUUUUGAGACGGAAUCUGUUGCUACUUUAAAGGUUAUUGUUGGGAACUGAGCUAAAGGAGUUAGCAUCUUUAUUUUUAUAUCAAAGAUAAAGGUUAUUUUGAAAUUAUUAGGAUUUUUACACAACUCUGAAAUCUGUUGCUUUUGUAAACAAAUGAUUUGAUUUUAGGGACCCCCCCCAUCACCAUCACUAAUUUAAGGAAGGUCAGUUGUGAGUCUGUCAGGCUUUGUUCUGGAAAAACAAACAAACAAACAAAAAAAAACACCUGAUCAAACUCUUGAGCAUGACAUAAGAGCUUUAAAACACACACACAUUCAAGGAUUAUUUUCCUUUCCUUUGAUGUCAUUAAUGUUAAAAGUAGAGCCUAUCUUGUUGAAAUAAAUAGCUUCACUUCAAAAAUCAGAAGGAGCACACUUAGACAAACAGGAGAGCAGGGGUUUGAAACCAGCUGUUGAAGAGCAUCCCUGCUGUCUUAAGCAGUUUUUCCCCAUAGUGCCUAUAGUUUCCAAAGAAACUUAACUUCCUAGCUUGUGUUCCUUUUAUUGAAACACUACAAUUGAGUGAGGAAAUGCAGACAAUAGCAGUGGCAGAGAAUCUUGUGCUAAGAUAAUAGCCUCCUGCUGCUUCCUAAAUGCUGAACUGAUGUUGAGGUGUUUUCAAGGCCAACUUCAUAGAAGUCACUCUGUUCAGUGACUUAGCUGUAUCCUACCAAUUACUGAUGGAAAUUCACUCACCCAUGUACAGUGGUUGCAUAGCAGAGUAGAGGUUACUUAUUACCCCCUUCCUCUGACAUGCUUUAGAGGAGAAACCUCCUCCCUUAUGUUUCAACCAGUCAGAAGUUAUUUUAUCUAGACAUACAUAACCUUUUACUUCCCCUUUAUUUGGAAAAGUGUUACUUACAGUUUACUGAUUCUAUGCUGGAGGAAAUAAACUCAGUAUUCAUUCAUGCUAAAUCACUAGAGAUAAAGGGUCUUUCAGCCAUCCCGGUCAAUUAGAGAUUUUGAGAAGCAGUAGAGGUGCCUAGUUGGGAUGAGGGGUGUGUGUGUAUGACUUAUAGAGAAAGAACUCUAUGGUGUUUAUUCCCCAGGCCAGGAAAUGAGCCAACGGUGGGUCUGACCUCUCAGGUGAGAGAUGGACCCUACACUGGUCUCUUCUUUAUAAAGUCCUCUGUGGUCAACUGACUCCAGUGCAUGGCAGUGGGAUAAGAUGUACAGUUGUUAGUAGGUGAAUUUAAAGUCUUAAUCUAUGCAUUCAGAGAAAUAUUUUUAUAUGCUUUGUGUAAUUUAUAACAGAUUUUUUUUUAGCUUUGUUAACUGAAUUCACCCCUCCUCCUCCACUGCAUAUUUAAGCAUGUGUUCACACUGUGUGUAAACAUUCACAGAAGAUUUUUUUUCUUUGUGCAUUGCUGACUGUUUAAACACAUUAGGUAUUAUUAAAAUUAAGUAUUAACUGA
Messenger RNA from Erinaceus europaeus (western European hedgehog), 3693 nucleotides. Its product is annotated as ankyrin repeat domain-containing protein 40. Lineage: Eukaryota; Metazoa; Chordata; Mammalia; Eulipotyphla; Erinaceidae. The record is from RefSeq and is a predicted model, not a curated record. The transcript is spliced from 6 exons. Bases 350 to 1381 code for a protein of 343 amino acids. Gene Ontology annotation, molecular function: protein binding.